GGAAUUGAGAGAAUGGUAGUGGUGCGAUCAACCGCACAAUGAGCAAAAGGCGCCAGGCUCUAGAUCUGAUUUGAAGGAGCGAAUAUCGGCCAAGACCGACUUUGCAAAUCAAGAGGACCGCUGGCGAUAAAUGCAGGAACCAGCAACCGUUGCGUGUUUGUUCCUGACAAAGGCGUUGACGGAGGGAGCUACCACGGCGCACCUCCAAUCAGUCCAGGUCGCUUUCACGUCCUGCGACAAAAGAAUUGUGCUGUUAAGUCCCUCCUUCUAUUUCCAAAAUAACCUCGCCACAGUGCAAUUGCGACUCUGUAGAAGCAUAGGGCAACUGAGGAGUCGAAAAGCGGUAGAUAGCAAGCAAGCAGGUAAGCAAGCAAACAAAGAACAAGGAUAGGGAGGAGGGGGGGGGAGGGAACGGGAACGGCAAGGGCCCCAGAAAGAAGAGAGAUCAGUUGGCGGAUGGGGAUGUAUCGGAUAGAACAGAAUUUCCAGGGAAAGAUCCAAAAAAAC
This is a messenger RNA of Aspergillus brunneoviolaceus CBS 621.78, 507 nucleotides long. RefSeq lists its product as uncharacterized. The transcript has a single exon. The coding region runs from base 131 to 391 and encodes 86 amino acids. The record is from RefSeq and is a predicted model, not a curated record. NCBI's taxonomy places the organism in Eukaryota, Fungi, Ascomycota, Eurotiomycetes, Eurotiales, Aspergillaceae.